AUGGCUUCUUCCCGUCUUCCCGAGUCCGUCAAUUCCGACACUUCCAGUUUGAUUCACAUUGAGUCGGAAGGCCUUGAGAGGUUGCUGGAAGCUCUGGACUCGCGACAUGUGAGUGGCUGGUAUCACCCCGCCAUGCGGCUGCAGGCUCAGCUCAAUACACUCUAUGGCAUCAAUGCUGCUCUUCGAGAACAACUGCACAUUUCAAGAGAAAAUGAGACUGAAAAAUUGGCCGAACUGCAGAGAGCUGUCACUCGCAUCGAGCUCAUGGAAAAGGAGUUGAUGAAUGCCAAGUUCAGAAUUGAAGAUGAUGGAAGGCAAGCGAAAAAUGAAGAAGGUGGCGACCAGGAGAUCAUGGCUUCUUCCCGUCUUCCCGAAUCCGACAAUUCCGACAGUAAUCAAGUUUCUUCUCCAAAAUCAACAAGCCUUCCUAAAGGGGCAAUAGAAUUCAUUGAUAAACUAAAAAGUCAUCGAGCACUCUCAAAGAAGGCUGAAGGACAGUUAGCUGAUGGGGAUCAAGAAGUAUUGAAACUGAUGGAAAAAGUGACUGGAAUGGAAGAGAUCAUGAACGAGACAAACGAGCGCUAUGACUCGGACAGAGAGAGUUGGCAAAAAGUCAGAGCUGGCCUUGAAAAGGAUUUGGAGAUUCAUUCAACAAAAGUUUCGUCGCUGAGUAAACAAUUGUCUGAAUUCAAAGAUCAGUGGGAGGCUAUCGAAAAAGGCCCUGAUGAAAUGCAGAGGAAAAUUGCUGAAAAUGCUAUGCGAUUGGGUGAUCUGACUGCUGAAAAUGAAACGUUGAGAAGAAAACUUGAGUCAAUACAAGACAUUGACAGCAGAAUGAAAGUUGAAUACACUAGUCUACAGGAACGCUUCAAUGAAUCAGAGUUCAAAAAUCGUGAGGUUACAGGACAGUUAAAAUGUGAAAAGGAAAUAUUACAAACUGAAUUGCAGCGAUGUCGUGCUUUGUUGAACGAUUCUGUUCUAUCAUCCGAAAUGGAAACUGUCAAAAAUGAAUUGAAUAUGCUUUCUGGUAAACAUCGAGGCCUCCUCAACAAAUUGACUAAUUUGGACACAACUGGAAAAAAUUUCGAGAAAAGACUUCAAGAGGAAGUGGUGUAUUGGCAAACGCGUUCUAAAGAAAUGGAGAAUGAGCUGCUUAUUCAAAAGCAAAAGGAUAUUGCUUCUCAGUAUAAAACUCAGCAGGAAACGGAGGACUUGGUGAAAGCACUGGCUGAGCUCAAUAUAAAAGAAGAUGUGAACAGAUUGAAGGUUGAACACAUUGAGAAAAUGAACAAUCUGAUGACAGAACAAGUGACUGAAACUGAGUCAAGACUGAAGCAGAUAGAGCAUGAUCUUAGAGUGUUGUCGGAACAGAAUCUUGCUGCUCAGUUGACGGAAGCCGAAUUGAGAAAUCAACUUGUUCACUGUCCUUCUACCAAUGAGCUCGCUGAACUCAAACAGAAAUCUCUGACCUUGGAAAAACAACUGAGCGAGUUCAAAGUGGAACGUUCAAAACUUGCCCAGGAAGCUGAGCUAGCCAGAGAGCAGCUUUCCACUUACGAAGGCCUCAGGAGAAUCUCUGAUUUCCGACACGACGCUUUGCAAAGGGAAAUUUUAGAUCUCACCGCAAAAAGUGACGAUAAAGCUACGAUAGGUCGAUUAACACGAGAAGUGACUUCUGCACAGAUGCAUGAGAUGAUGGUAAAGGAAGAAUUGAACAAACUUCUCAACAGAAUUAACAGUCUUGAAGGUUACAUCAGAGAGUUGGAAGUUCGGAAUAAAAAUUUGGACGAACAACUAAAUAAAGAAGCUAAUAAUCAUAUCGACAAAUACAGAUCUCUAAUAGAAAUAAUCCAUGACCUGCAUCAAAGGUACGUCGGUAGUUUACCACUGGUGACAGUCGAUACUAUGGGCAACGUGAUUGUCCAUCUACAGAAAGAAAUUCUUCUCAUGAAAGAAGUUGUUAUGUCAGAAAAGAAAACUACUUUUGAAUUGCAAAACUCUAUCAUGCAUUCGAAUUCUCCAGACAUGAAGAUAAAUUCUCGCAUCCAGGAGCUCAAUCAGAGGAUUGAGAUAGAGAAUCUCCAGUACAGAGUGAAACACGCUGAAGAACAGGCACAGAGACAAGAGAAGCUUUGCAGAGAAAUCCAGCAGGAAUUGAUAGAGAUGGAUUCGUCUUGGGAGAAAAAGUUGAUGAUUUGGGAACAAGCUCAGGUAUCCAUCAUAAUUACUGCAAUCCAACGAUUGUCCUCAUUUCAAAAUCGAAAUUAUUUAAUUUAAGUAUUUAUUAAAUUAUCCGUACAUAAUAUG
This is a messenger RNA of Nilaparvata lugens (brown planthopper), 2307 nucleotides long. RefSeq names its product centrosomal protein of 290 kDa-like. The record is from RefSeq and is a predicted model, not a curated record. The transcript has 13 exons. NCBI's taxonomy places the organism in Eukaryota, Metazoa, Arthropoda, Insecta, Hemiptera, Delphacidae. The coding region runs from base 1 to 2277 and encodes 758 amino acids.